UCCCGCUGCUGCUUCUCUCGGACUCCAUUUCUCUUGUGCUUAAACUACGACGAGCAGCUUGUUUUACUCACCAUAUAUCGACAAACGUUUAUGUGAUGACGAUUUUUACGGAACAUCAUGCCCAGCACACGCUCUCAGGGCCCGGCUCAGCCCACGCUGCAGUUCCCUCGGCGGAAGUCCUGCAGAGCUUCGUCCCGUUCCAAGACCCAGCUCCAUGAGUUGCAGGUCUCCUCCCCAACGAAGCCCGAUGCCCAGAACCUCAGCGCACCCCUGACCCGGAUCGGACCCCUCUCCCCCCGACGCCCCGCGGAGCAGAACCUCGCGCUGUCGCCCCUCUCCCGCCGGCGUCCGGCGCCGCCUCCGCCCCCCGCUCUUCAAGCCCGGCUUCCACUCAGUCCCCGGAAACGCACAGGCGACGACAACAGCUGCAACGUGGGCGCCGCUCUGCUCGCGUCGCCGCCGAAACAGAGCAAAGCAGCCGCCGACUCCCCGCGGAGGCUCUGCUCUGACGAGAACUCGCCGCGGCGCCGCCUCAUCCCGGCCUCGCCGCGCCCCCCCGGCGCCGGGUCGCCCCCGCGCCGCCAGGAGACGCCCCCUGGGAGUCCGGCCUCGAGGCCGGAGCGGAAGCCGCCGGUGGCACGGCUGUUUGCAGACAAGUCGAGGUUUCACGGCGUGAAGCAGGCGCUCCACACCUCCGCCCCCGAGCGCCUCCUGUCCAGAGCCGCCGAGCGCGCCUCCAUCCGGGCCUUCCUGCGGCAGACGCUGCUGCAGGCGCUGCCCGGCAGCCUCUACGUGUCCGGGGCCCCGGGCACCGGCAAGACGGCCUGCCUCAACUGCGUCCUGCAGGAGAUGAAGGCCGAGCUGUCGUCCGUCCAGACGGUGGUGGUGAACUGCAUGAGCCUGCGCAGCGCUCACGCCAUCUUCCCUCUGCUGGCGGAGAAGCUGAGGGCCGCCGGCGGGCUGCACGGCGGGCUGCAGAGGGCCCUGACGGCCCCGGGGCCCCCAGUGCUUCUGGUCCUGGAUGAGAUGGAUCAGCUGGACAGUAAAGCCCAGGACGUCCUCUACACCAUCUUUGAGUGGCCGUACCUGCCCAGGUCUCGACUGUCCCUCAUCGGAAUCGCCAACGCUCUGGAUCUGACCGACCGCAUCCUGCCCAGACUCCAGGCUCGUCCUCAGUGUCGCCCCCUGCUGCUCAACUUCCCUCCCUACAGCCGAGAGGAGCUGGCGGCCAUCGUCCAGGACAGACUCGCGCAGGCUUCGGCCGAAGGGAUCGUCGACGCCUCAGCCGUUCAGUUCUGUGCCAGAAAAGUGUCGGCCGUGUCGGGAGACGCCAGGAAAGCGCUGGACAUCUGCAGAAGAGCUGUGGAGAUGGUGGAGUCGGACGCGAGGAGGAAAGCGGCCGAUUCCAACGCUGACGCCAAAGGUGAGUGGAGUCGUCCCGACGCCUCGAGGCCUCGCUGCCGUCUGUCUAACGGUGCCGCUUCCUGUCCCCGGGCGCGUGCAGCGUCGCGGGUCGGCCUCCCGCAGGUGGCGCAGGUGCUGGCGGACGUGUACGGCGACCGCAUGGCGGCUCCGAGCGGCGGCUCCGAGGGCGAGAGCUUCCCUCUGCAGCAGAAGCUGCUCGUCUGCUGCCUCCUGCUGCUGAGCAGGAACGGGACGAGCAGAGAGGUCGGACUGGGGAAGCUCCACGACGCCUACCGCCGCCUGUGCGUCCAGCGGCAGGUGAGCGCCGUCGCUCAGAGCGAGUGCCUGUCGCUCUGCAGCCUGUUGGAGAGUCGAGGGAUCGUCGCUCUGAAGAAGGCGAAGGAGGCUCGACUCACCAAGGUUUUCCUGAAGAUCGAGGAGAAAGACGUGGAGAACGCGCUGAAGGACCGGACGCUGCUGGGCAGCAUCCUGGCAGCAGGACUUCCUCCUCCAUGAUUCACGUAGUGGCUUCAAUUCAACACAUUAUUUUUAUUCUCGUUUUUGCUGAGAAUCUGGUUUUUAAUGUUUUUUCUUUUUUAUACUAGAUGUUAAACAUCAGUUUUUGUGAAACUUUUUUGCUGCACACGUCCAGAUGUUUUACCUGUAGUUACAAACAACCAGCAUCAAUUAAACCGCCUGGUGCA
Betta splendens (Siamese fighting fish) is the source of this 2108-nucleotide messenger RNA. RefSeq names its product cell division cycle 6 homolog (S. cerevisiae) (gene cdc6). The record is from RefSeq and is a predicted model, not a curated record. The transcript is spliced from 11 exons. Gene Ontology annotation, molecular function: DNA replication origin binding; ATP hydrolysis activity. NCBI's taxonomy places the organism in Eukaryota, Metazoa, Chordata, Actinopteri, Anabantiformes, Osphronemidae. The coding region runs from base 118 to 1920 and encodes 600 amino acids. Gene Ontology annotation, biological process: mitotic DNA replication checkpoint signaling; cell division; DNA replication initiation. Gene Ontology annotation, cellular component: nucleus.